This is a messenger RNA of Onthophagus taurus, 781 nucleotides long. RefSeq names its product Sorting nexin 3 (gene Snx3). Gene Ontology annotation, molecular function: phosphatidylinositol-3-phosphate binding. Gene Ontology annotation, cellular component: retromer complex; early endosome membrane. The record is from RefSeq and is a predicted model, not a curated record. Gene Ontology annotation, biological process: endocytic recycling; late endosome to Golgi transport. Lineage: Eukaryota; Metazoa; Arthropoda; Insecta; Coleoptera; Scarabaeidae.
UUGUGUCAAAAAAAAAAACAAUUUUGACAGUUGUCGUUUUGGUGGUAGCCGCCUCCCGAUAGUGUACGAUAAGAACGAUCAAUUUAACGUUUAACAGGAAAAUAAUAAACUUAAAAAAGCGUUAAAUUAAAACUCGGUACCCUAUUUCAUAAAUAAACUAUAUAAAAAUGAUGGCCGAAUCGGACACGACCGUUGAAGCAACCCGGAGGUUGAACGUGAAAAAACAAACCCUGGACGAUGCUUACGCGGCCCCCGCUAAUUUUCUCGAGAUAGACGUCGUUAAUCCCGUUACAACAAUUGGGGUUGGUAAGAAACGAUACACGGAUUAUGAAGUAAAAAUGAGGACAAAUUUGCCUGUAUUUAAAGUAAAAGAGUCCAGCGUUAGACGUAGAUACAGCGAUUUCGAGUGGUUAAGAAACGAAUUGGAACGUGAUAGUAAAAUUGUUGUUCCGGCAUUACCAGGGAAAGCUUGGAAAAGGCAAUUACCUUUCCGAGGGGAUGAUGGAAUUUACGAAGAAGAUUUUAUUGAGGAAAGAAGGAAAGGCUUAGAAAUUUUUAUUAAUAAAAUCGCUGGACAUCCUCUGGCACAAAACGAACGUUGCUUGCAUAUGUUUCUACAAGAACCCACAAUCGACAAAAAUUACAUUCCUGGUAAAAUACGUAAUACAUAAAAAGAACAAAAUGAAAUAAUAUCGGUGGUGUUGCGAUUGUAUCCAUCCUGUUGCCACUUUUUAAGUAAAAUAUAUCCUAAUUUUUUUUAAUCAACCUUAUUCAUCUCAAA